AUGGUUCUCGCAAUCGAUCUCCUCAACCCCACGCCUGCUGCUGAGUCGAGGAAGCACAAGCUCAAGACCCUCGUACCGGCCCCCCGCUCCUUCUUCAUGGACGUCAAGUGCCCCGGCUGCUUCACCAUCACAACCGUCUUCUCGCACGCCCAAACCGUCGUCAUCUGCGGCGGCUGCUCGACCGUGCUGUGCCAGCCGACCGGUGGGAAGGCGAGACUGACGGAGGGGUGCUCCUUUAGGCGGAAGUAG
Messenger RNA from Letharia lupina, 249 nucleotides. RefSeq lists its product as uncharacterized. Gene Ontology annotation, molecular function: structural constituent of ribosome; RNA binding. The coding region runs from base 1 to 249 and encodes 82 amino acids. The transcript has 3 exons. The record is from RefSeq and is a predicted model, not a curated record. Lineage: Eukaryota; Fungi; Ascomycota; Lecanoromycetes; Lecanorales; Parmeliaceae. Gene Ontology annotation, cellular component: cytosolic small ribosomal subunit; ribosome. Gene Ontology annotation, biological process: translation; ribosomal small subunit assembly.